Messenger RNA from Glycine soja, 1545 nucleotides. RefSeq names its product protein DMR6-LIKE OXYGENASE 2-like. Bases 100 to 1131 code for a protein of 343 amino acids. Lineage: Eukaryota; Viridiplantae; Streptophyta; Magnoliopsida; Fabales; Fabaceae. The transcript has 3 exons. The record is from RefSeq and is a predicted model, not a curated record.
CCGAUAAGAAACAACAAUAAUAAGCAAAAUUAAACUUGUGUUCUUCCCACAACUAAACUAAGACUAUAGUUAUUUGCAAGCAUAAGGAAAAUCAUAGAUAUGGGAGACAUUGAUCCUGCUUUUAUACAAUCCACAGAACACCGUCCCAAAGCAAAAGUGGUGGAAGUUUGUGAGAUUCCAGUGAUAGACCUUUCAGAAGGUAGAAAAGAAUUACUCAUUUCACAAAUUGGCAAGGCAUGUGAGGAGUGGGGAUUUUUCCAAGUAAUAAAUCAUGGGGUACCCUUUGAGAUUAGUAGAGAGGUUGAGAUUGAGGCCAAGAAGUUCUUUGAGAUGAGCUUAGAGGAGAAGAAGAAAUUGAAAAGAGAUGAAUUUAAUGCAAUGGGUUACCAUGAUGGGGAGCACACCAAGAACGUGAGAGACUGGAAAGAGGUGUUUGAUUACCUUGUUGAAAACACUGCAGAAGUUCCAUCUUCUCAUGAACCAAAUGAUAUGGAUUUGAGGAUUCUCACCAACCAGUGGCCCCAAAACUCUCCUCGCUUUAGGGAAACAUUGCAGGAGUAUGCUCGAGAAGUGGAAAAGCUAGCUUACAAGUUGUUGGAGCUGAUUUCACUGAGCUUGGGUUUGGAUGCUGAAAAAUUCCAUGGCUGUUUCAUGAACCAACUCAGCAUGGUGAGGCUCAAUUACUAUCCCACAUGCCCUUUCCCUGAUUUGGCACUUGGUGUUGGUCGCCACAAGGACUCCAGUGCUUUAACUGUGCUUGCCCAAGAUGAUGUUGGAGGAUUACAAGUUAAAAGAAAAUCAGAUGGAGAAUGGAUUCCAGUUAAACCCACCCCAAAUGCAUUUAUUAUCAAUGUGGGGGAUAUAGUUCAGGUUUGGAGCAAUGACAAGUAUGAGAGCGUGGAGCACAGGGUGGUGGUGAAUACAGAGAGGGAAAGGUUUUCAAUUCCAUUCUUCUUUUCCCCAGCUCACUAUGUUAUAGUAAAGCCUGCCGAGGAGCUGGUAAAUGAGCAAAAUCCUGCAAGAUAUAGAGAGUACAACUAUGGCAAGUUCUUUGCCAACAGAAACCGGAGUGAUUUCAAGAAGCGUGAUGUGGAGAAUAUCCAAAUUUAUCACUUCAGGAUCUUGGAUUAGCCAUUUGGGUUGGCAUUCUCAAUAUCAAUAUCUGAGCAUAACUAGUUCUGCUAGUUCCAUUAUUUCAAAACCAAACAAAAUUGCGUUGGUUCGAUUCUGUCAGUAAAUAAUAAAACAUUAAGUCUAGUUCUAGUAUGUUUUGAAACCCAAGCUGAAUAGGAUCAUUAACAGAUCUCUGAUUGAGAUGUGUUGUUCUUUAAAUUUUUCUUAUAUAUAUUAAGAGUUCAAGACAUGGACUAGUGUAAGUUGUAGUGAGUAUCUGGUAAUACCUUAGAAAUCCAGGUUCAGCGUAAAACCACGGUGAAAUCAAUAUAAAAGCAACUAUUUGUUGCUCCAGGAAGCCACAUUGAGUGCAAAUCAAGUGUUACCAAACACACCAUAUAUUUAAUGACAAAAAAGAAGACAUUUUAUCCA